GCAGGAGGGACGUCGCCCGGUAUUCGGAAGUCGGCUGAAGUCUCCAGCAGCAAAACCGGACCGUGACAGCCAAUCGUUGCUCCGAAGUGUCCCCGCGCGCUGCCGCCCGAAUGAAAUGGCUUUGUGCGACUUUCCUGCUCCCCACCUCCACCAUCCAAGCCUGCACGCCCGCUCCACGCUCCACGCUCCACUCGUGAACAAUCGUGCAGCAUACAGGACUGUGCUGCGACCGGCAUUUUCGACGAGAGCAAACUAUCGUGGUAUAUUGGCGAAUGCGUUGCUUGCAGCAUCACCGGUGCUGAUCGACAAAUUGGCCUCAAAAUUGCUAAACCGGGGCAUGCGACGCAUCUGCUCUGCUGAAUCCUGCCAGGACUGCGAACUAUGUCCUAGCCCGGAUGUUGCACGACGGAAGCAUGUCGAGUGCUCAAAUUCCGUCACUCUCAUCCAAUCGUUAGCUGUACGGAUUGGUCGACCUUGCGAAUCGGUCUCUGCAAAGCAGUCAGCGCAGUCGCAGAGUGCAUUUUCCCUUGCACUGUUCCGCCAAAACCGGUGUGUUCAGUGGCUGUUCACGCAGGUAUCGACGCAGGUCCCGCCAAAGGUAGGGCACGAGUCGGACGCCCAGCCUCAGCAAUAUCACGAAUGACGGUCGUGAUGCGCAGAGUCAUGUCCAAGCGAACAACGAGACUGCCCUGGCGAACAGAGGCCCCUGAUUUCGCCAGGUAGGUCAGCUGGCGCCGCUGGCUGACUGACAUGAUCAGACAGCCUCGGAAUCACCUUGGCGGCGCUCAGGCACCAACGCUCUCGACAAAUGGCACGCCUGAUUGAAAACUUCGUCCGUCGGUAUCAGUCUGCCUCCUAUGCACAGACAUCACAAACGAUGGCUUAUCAGAGGUCAUGCCUUGAACCCUGUCG
This is a messenger RNA of Dissoconium aciculare CBS 342.82, 912 nucleotides long. RefSeq lists its product as uncharacterized. Bases 116 to 643 code for a protein of 175 amino acids. The record is from RefSeq and is a predicted model, not a curated record. The transcript has a single exon. NCBI's taxonomy places the organism in Eukaryota, Fungi, Ascomycota, Dothideomycetes, Mycosphaerellales, Dissoconiaceae.